AUGUUUUAUUUAUUAUAUCUAAUAACAUAUUUGACAUUGCCGGUGAAAAUAACGACAACAAAACUAGUCACAAAGACGACUGAUCGCCUCUUAGUAUUACCUGAAUUAGCUAAAUAUGGUUACGUAUUAUUUGAAGCCGGUGAUCGGUCAGAAAAUGAUUUUCGACUAUGUCAACAAACCGUUAAAAAUCAAUUACUUAUUAUUAAUAAAUAUGGUGAUCUUAUGUUAGGAAAAUCAUUGAAACAAAAACCGUUAAACAAUGAAUUAUUUUGUCAAAUAAAUGGAAAUCAGUCUAUUGUCAAUGUUUAUUAUACGAUAAUAUCUCUGUCGUCCUAUUAUGGUUUUGAAUCGCCUGUUUAUCAUUUAUACCAAAAUGAACGUGAACCACAAUAUUCUCAAUUGAACGUUGAAUAUUUUUCAGCAAUUAGAUAUUUACAUCAUAGAAACAAUAGUGCACCGAUUCUUUAUGAUUUGAUUGAUCAUACGUCUUCAACACGAUUAUUUGAUAUUACCCAUAAUGACAAAAACGAUGAUUUGAUUAAAUUAAUAAAUAUGAAAACAUUUGAUUAUGAUGAUAUCGGUGAGAUUAGAGAGCAUACAUUAAUCAUACGAGCAAUAAAUAGUCAAACAAAAGUAGAAUCAUAUGCAAAAAUAAUUGUUCAUAUUCAAAAUAGAAACGAUAAUUUACUCAUUCUACAGAAGCCAAAACCAUUUGUUCGAUUUACGCUAAAAGAAGAUCAACAAUCAAAUUCAAUUCUCGGUCAAAUAAAAGAAUUUGAUAUAGAUGACAAUAAUCAAUUAAUAUAUCAAUUCAUGUACAAUCAAACCUUUGAAAAUAGAAGUGGUCCAUUCUCAAUUAAUUCACAAACAGGUGAAAUUCAAUUAAUCAAUCGUAAUUUAUUAGAUUUCAAUGUUCUUUUCUACCAUCUGUACGUUUUAAUUAUCGAUGAAUCAAUGAAUAAGAAUCUAGUUGUUGAUGUUUAUAUCUAUUUACCACAAAAUAAACAACAUAAACAAACACCAUUAGUAGAAUCAACAAUAAAAGAGUCAAAUGAUAAAAUGAUUUAUCGUCACCGUCGUCAGCAACAAUCUCAAUCGGCUCCUAGUCGUUUACAAUUACGUUUUAAUGAAAGUUUUACGGGUACUAUCUACCAAAUAAAAUAUUGUCGAAAACAAACGAAUGAAGAUAGAAUCGAAAAAACAUUUAAAUUUCCACAAAAAUAUGAACAGUAUUUAAAUGAACGUCUAACAGUUGAUGAAGAUGGACAAUUGAUUAUUUUGAAACAUUUCAAUCACGAAUAUUUUCAAUCAGUUAAUUUUCAAUUUCAUUGUUUAAUUACUGAACGUCAACAAUUGACACGUGUUAAUAAAUCGGAAGAAAUUCAUAUGCAAAUUGAUGAUGUCAAUGAUGAAUCGCCAAAAUGGAUUAUGGAUGAACCAUACCAAUUUGGAACAUAUUAUGGAUAUGUGGAAAAAACAGCGCGACCAGAAACACCUGUAUUUCGAUUUAAAGCACAAGAUAUUGAUACACAAUCACGUUUAACAUAUGAAAUUGAAGAAAUUAUACCAAAAUCAGCAGCAAAACAACAAUUAUUUCAUAUAUCUCAAGAUGGAACAUUGACUACGCAUAGUAAUCAACAAUUAUCAGGCACUUACAAUAUAACAGUGAAAGCGAUCGAUGUAAAUACAAAUCCGUUAUAUAACUACAAUCGAUUUAUUCGCACGUACUUACUCGUUACUACUGAUCGUAUCGAACCGAAAUUUUAUCAACAAAAAUAUGUAUUUAACGUAUCAGAAUAUACUCAGCCAUCAACAAUUGUCGGUUCAAUAAAAGCUAAAUCAUAUUCGACAACACAAGAUAAUUUACGCUACUUUUUACAGCCAUUGAUUAGUAUGCAUUCAAAUAAUUAUGAGUUUAAAAUUGAUGAAACAAUUGGUACAGUUAAAAUUUUAAAAUUAUUACGUUACAGUGAUCAACAUAAUAAUAAUACGAAAUAUUUUCAUGGUAUUGUAAAAGAAUUAAAUGGUUGGCAAAUGGAUGCUCGAGUUGACAUUGAAAUCAAUAUUAUCGAUAUUAAUGACAAAGUUCCUACAUUUAAACAAACAUAUUAUACACCACAAAUCCCUGAAGAUUAUCCACUACGUACACCAAUCAUUAAUUUUACCGUUACAGAUGAUGAUGCAAAAAAUUCACAAAAUUCGAAUAUUACAUUAGAUCUUCUAGAUCCAUACGGAAAAUUUUCUAUUUAUUAUGAUCCAAUAUCAACAUCGAAUAAUAUUCAAGCCUAUCUAAUAGUAAAACAACGUCUUGAUUAUGAAUCAUUAUCACCACUUGAUCGUCAAUAUAAAUUAAAAAUAAUUGCAAGAGAUAAUGGUCAACCCAAAUCAUUACAGAGUGAAGCACAAAUUUAUAUUACUGUUACGGACGUAAACGAUGAACCACCUAUUUUUAAAGAUAAUCCAAUACAGAAGACAAUUGCUGAAAAUACUCAAAAAGGUACAACAAUUUUAUUUGUCGAUGUACAUGAUACAGAAUAUAAUGAUAGUGUUACUGUUCAAUUUCAAACACAAUAUGAUAAUCCAUUUCGAAUAAUAACGAGUCCUGGUGGUGGACGAGUAAUUCUUGAUGGUCAAUUAAAAAAAGAAUUUUAUAAUUUGACAAUUCUUGCUUAUGAUCGUUUAAAUCAUACUAGUUACGCUCAACUAUUAAUAACCGUUUACGAUGUUAAUGAUCAUACGCCUAUUAUUGAAAAUUGUCAACAAGGCAUCAUUACUAGUAAAGUGAGAGAAAAUGCUACGAUCAAUACGCCAAUAUUGAAAAUAAAUGCGACAGAUGAAGAUCGUGGACUCAAUGGUGACAUACUUUUUUCGUUAAAAGGUGGUGGAGGUAGUGGAUCAAAUAGUGAAAAUGAUGGAAGUGGAUCAAAUUUAGGAACAGAAUCUGAUUUAUUUGGUAUUGAUUCUGAGACGGGUUUAAUCUAUAAUAAAAAGCGUUUAAAACAUUUAAAAAGUGGUCAUAGUGAAUAUACAAUGACCGUUUUUGCUCAAGACAGAGAUCCACAAAAUCCAAGAUCGACACAUUGUAUUAUUAAAAUUAAUGUUGAAGAUAUUAAUGAUCAUUAUCCGGUUAUAACAUCACCAUCUCGUGACAAUGAUUUAAUAUCGAUUAAAGUUGAAAAACGUGUUAAUUAUUUAAAUUAUGCUGUUUUAAUAAUACGAGCAAAAGAUGAUGAUAGUGGUAAAAAUGCACACUUAUCAUUUUCAAUUAAAUCAAAACCAGAAUGUGCUACAAGUGAAACACAUUUUACCAUUGAUUCAUCGUCCGGUAUCAUAUCGAUUCGUCCAACGAAAUUGGGUGAUAUAUUUCAAACACAAAACAAAUAUUGUCUUGUCAUUCAAGUAUGUGAUCAAGGUGAUGAACCAAAAUGUGUGGAACGAAAAGUAAACUUUCAAUUAUCGCAAGAUGGUUUUGAACCACCUGUUUGGGCACCAGAAACAGCACUCACAUUUCAACGAGUAAUGAAAGUUGUUGAAUUAGCUCAGCAAAAUAUUGUUAUUGAUACAUUCAAAGCAUCGAUUAGCAAUGAUACGACAAAAAAAGUGAUAUUCGAAAUGGAGCCUGUCGACUGGAAAUGUCAUAAUAGUCCAAUAACAAAUGAAGCACCACGUAUCCCAUUUCUGUUGGCACCAGAUGAAAAUGGUCGAAAUAUUGCACGUCUUGUUAUUUAUCAACCGAUCGAUGCUGAUCCGCCAACAGGAUGUACACAUUUUACAUUUAAGAUUAAGGCAAAAAAUAGUGCUAUGGAAGCAUUAUCUGUUGAAAGUCAAUAUAAAAUUGAAAUAAUCGACUCUAACGAUAAUAUACCAAUAUUUAAUGUGAGUUCAUAUAGAGGACAAAUCUAUGAAAAUGAGAUAAAAGAAAAUAUUUUGAGAGUUCAAGCAGAUGAUAAAGAUAUUGAUCCAAAAAACAGAAAUACAACGUACUUUAUCAGAUGUCAAAAUAAUGCUGGUAGUAGUCAAUCAAACCAAGUCUCGUAUUACUCAAAUAAUCCUCUGUCAAAUUCUCUUUCAUGUCAUGGUAUUGUAUCUAUUGAUCCUGAAACUGGUUGGAUUAGUGUUCAACGUCAAUUUGAUUUCGAUAAUCCAAAUGACAGACGUUAUGUAUUUGAUGUAUUUGCUAAGAACAUUUUACCAUCCGAUCGAUGUAAUUCGAAUAAUAAAGAAUUACAACAACAUCAGCAAGGAGGCGGAGCGGAUUCUAAUCCGACAAUACAAAUAUGUGUUACCGAACAUCGUGUACCUGUGAUUAUUGAAGUGCUUGAUCGAAAUGAUAACGCUCCAGUUUUUCAAGGCAAACCAUAUUUAACCCAUGUUUCGGAAGAUGCUGAACCUGGCACAACAAUCUUUCAAUUGAAUGUGAGCGAUGUAGACACGGAUGAUAUUUUAACAUUCAAUAUUGUCAACGUUCAAGAAGCAUCAGCAUUUGCAGUUAAAGAAAAUACGGGCGAAGUCUAUUUGGCUAGUGCUUUGGAUUACGAACGUGUACAACAACAUCGUGUCAUUAUUCAGGUUAGCGAUAGUAAUAAUGAACAUACAAGUCAAGCUGAGUUAACUGUUAUUGUCGAAGAUGCUAACGAUAAUCCACCUCGUUUCCUCAAUCUACCAGCAACGAUCGAAAUUGAAGAAGGAAAGCAAGUUAUUGAUUAUGACCAAUUAAUGAAACAACAAAAUGGAAACUUGUAUUCAGAUGAAAAUUAUGAAAGUCAAUUGUAUCGACAAUUAAAACGUCGUAGAAGAAGACGGGCUACAAGUUCAAGAAAAUAUGGCAAACAAAAUGAAGGAAAACAUCUACUUAGAAAACUGCAAAAGACAUCAGACAACACACUGACUGAUGUCAAUCGUUAUCGAACAACACCAUCGUCGCCGUCUAGUAGUUACAACCAACCGUUGGAGUACAUCUCUCGGGUUAUUUAUACAGUAAAAGCGGACGAUCCUGAUAAAGGUCGUCCAGCAAAUGUUGGUGGUAUUAAAUUUAUGUUGACAUCCUCAAAUCAACAGUAUACAGAUUAUUUUGAAAUUCAUCCAACAAAUGGUACAAUACAUUUAAAAAAAGAUUUAGAUCGUGAUCCACCUAAUGGAUUUGAUGAAUGGUUGUUAACGAUUAUAGCGGCGGAUGAAGGCGGUUUUGAAGGGUCGAAGAAAAAUGCAUCAUGGUUAAAAAUCUUAGUGAAAGAUAUCAACGAUAAUCCACCAAUUUUUAUAGACGUUGAUCCAAUUGGACACAUUGCUGAGAAUGCAAGAAAAGAUACACGUGUUGAAGGUUUACGUAUUCGUGCAACGGAUUACGAUAAAUUAUCUGAAAAUACCACUCGUUACGCUCUAACAUUAAACACAAAAUCGAUCGAUGGUCAAGAUGUAUUUCGUAUUGACGAGUUAACAUCGGAUAUUUAUCUGAAUGUUGAUAACUAUUUGGAUCGUGAAAAAACACCACAUCAUAAUUUAUCAAUUAUUGCUCGAGAUAUUGGUGAUCCAGCUGGUAAUUUACAAUCAAAAGAAUUAAAAAUCACAAUAAUUAUUGACGAUGUCAACGAUCAACCACCACGAUUUAAACCGACACAAAUACAAGCACAAAUAUCUGAAAUAGCACAACGUGGCGAUUUUGUUAGUGAAAUUAAAGCGGAAGAUGAUGAUAUUGGAGUAAAUACACAUUCCAUUUACGAAAUUGUUGAAGAAUGUCAGUUAUUCGACGAAAAACAGCAACGACACACAACAAUAAUGCGAUGUUCAAAACCAAAACAUUUUAUAUUCAAAGAAACAUCAUUGGCUGAAAAAGGAACAAUAAUUCUGCUAGAACCAGUUAAUUAUGAUCCACCUGAUAAUCAGAUAAAAUUUUUACUUAAAGUUAAAGCGACCAAUGGCGGUAUGUCUGAUUAUGCCAAUGUUACUGUUUUUAUCACCGAUUUUAAUGAUAAUACACCAGUCUUUUCCCAGAGUGUCUAUUUUGUCAAUAUUAGUGAAUCAACACCAUUUGGUUCCAAAAUUUUACAAGUGAGCGCUACAGAUAACGAUGUAAUGCCGGUAAAUAAAGAAUUCAUUUUUCGUAUACCACCCGAUCGUCAACAAUAUGAAAAUCGUCAACAUUUACGUAUCGAUACAAUGAAUGGAAAAAUAUAUUUAAAAAAAAAUUUUGAUCGUGAAAAAUCAUCGACAAUUAGUUUACCAUUAGAAGCUGUAAAUAAUCAAAGUACAAAUGUUUUAAUUGGACGAGCAAUGCUAGUAUUGAAUAUAUUAGAUGUUAACGAUAAUUUUCCACAAUUUGCCGAAAAUUAUCAGGCACGAAUAAGGGAAUAUGAGCAACCAAAGAAAAUAUUAGAAUUUAAAGCCACCGAUCCUGAUGAAAAAUCAUCAACAACAAAUUUUGAAUUUAAAUUAGGUUCAAAAAAUGUUUGGCCUGAAGAUGGUGAACCCAAGUUUCGUCUUGAUGUGACAUCAGAUUACUAUGGUCCAGUUGGAGUAUUGAGUACGUUAAAAGUAUUGGAUCGUGAAGAAUUAUGUUCAUCGUCUACAACAAUGACGAAGAAAGGUAAACCUUAUUGUGGAAAAUAUUAUGAUUUACCAAUACGUAUGAAUGACAAUUCAAAACCACAUUCACAAUCGGGUAUCAAUUAUUUACGAGUUACUGUUGAAGAUGUUAAUGAUAAUCCACAUUAUAAUGGGCAAAAACAAAUUGAUGCCUAUGAUUAUAAGCAACAAUUGAUAAAAGCAUUAAAUUCAGCCGGAUUACAUGGAAUAUACAUUGGAAUGGUGUACUCAAAAGAUGAAGAUGAUUGGGAUAUACAUACAAAACAGUUUGAGCUUUUAACACCGUCCACAGAAUUCUUUCGAGUAGAUAAAGGAGGAAAAACACCAGGAGCAAUUUAUUUGAAAACACCAACGUCUAAUAGUACGUCACAAUUGGAACAUAUCACGUAUACACUUAUCGUGUCUGUUACCGACACGUACGAUCAAUGGUUACAACGUGAUGCUCAAACAUCAACGGUUAAAUUUCAUCUAAAUGAUUUAUCACCAGAAGCUGUAGAAAAUGCAGCAUCAAUUCGUUUACAAGACAUAACAGCUGAAGAAUUCAUUGAAACACGUCACAUGCCCGCCGGUCAAUCGUAUUACAAAGAAUUUGCACGUCUCAUCGGUGAUAUAGUCAAUGUUCAUAACAUUGAAAUAUUUUCAAUUCAAGAUCAUGAAUAUUUACCACGAACAAUUGACGUUUAUUAUGCGGUGCAUGGAAGUGGGUAUUUGUCGAAAAUAAAAAUUAAUGGACUAGUCAAUAUGAAACGUACUAAAUUAGAAGAUCUAUUCAAUAUAUCACAAAUAGGCAUAAAUGAAUGUUUAUCAUCAGAUGCUAAAUGUUUUGAAAAAGGUUGUAUCUCACGUUCUGAAAUUGUUACAAAACAGCCUUAUUAUGUAAUAAAUGCAAAUGAAACAGCCUUUAUUGGACUUCAUAUUCGUUCAAAAGCUCAAUGUCAAUGUGAAACAGAUAUCCAGUAUCAAUUAAGUAGAGAAUUACAAGAACAAAAAUCAAAUCAGUAUUGCCUUAAUGGAGGAUAUCCACAACGAGAUCACAAUACAAUGAAAUGUUCAUGUCCACAUGGAACAUUGUACAAUGGAGAACGAUGUCAAUUAACAACCGUAUCAUUCGAUGGCAAUGGAGGUUAUGGUUGGUAUAAACCGUUAUCAACAUGUUCCCAAUGGCUAUUACAAUUGGAAUUUUUAACUCAAUCGCCCAACGGCACUCUCCUUUAUAAUGGUCCGUUGAAUAAUCAAUUAAAUCAAGAUUAUUUUUCACUACAAUUGGUGAAUGGUCAUCCAUCAAUUGAAUUAAAUUUUGGUACAAAAGCUAUCAGGCGCUAUUUAAAAUCAAGUUCAUAUUUAGCUGAUGGAAAAUGGCACACCAUUGAGAUAAGACAAUUAAGUACGAUUGAACAUAUUUUAGAAAUAAUUAUCGAUUAUUGUCCACAACAAAUAAAAACCAGUGAAUGUCGAUUUAUGAUUGAAUAUGUUGAAGAUGAUAUAUUUAGUACAAAUGAACCGUUGCAAUUGGGUGGUGUAGCCAAUCCAGAGCAAUUACCCAUUGAUUAUGCAGGAAAUUUUAAAGGUUGUAUUCGUAAUUUACGUUUUGCUGAUGAAUUGUACGAUUUACACAUUGAUUCUCACAGUGGACAAUCAUCCAAUUUACAUGAAGGUUGUAUGUUAACCAAUCAAAAAUGUUCCCGAUUCAUGUGUGUACAUGGUACAUGUGAAGCAGAUCUCUAUCAUGCACAAUGUAUUUGUAAACCGGGUAAAUCUGGUGUUACAUGUGCACAAGAUGCUCAAUCAUACGAUUUUACUUAUGAUAAACUAACAUGGACCGGAGAUCGUGCAUCAUAUGCCACAUUUCGUCAUACACAUAAACCUGAUGAUUAUAUUCACGCCAUGAAAUUUCAAAUUAUGUUUCGUACACGUGAUUCAUCCGAUAGAAUUUUAACACUCAUUGAUCUACAUAACGACGAUACGUUUAUGUUUUUGGAAUUGAAAUCAGGACAUUUACAAGCACGUUUUGGAUCAAAAUCGGAUGCACAAUUGAUUGAAUUGAGAUAUGUCGAAGUAAAUGAUGGUAGAUGGCAUACAGCUUAUUUAGAUCGAUAUGGAGAACGAUUAUUUUUAAAAUUAGAUGAUGGAGAAUAUUAUCGAUCAAAUAUUAGUUAUGGAAAAUCAGUUUGGAAAAAUUUUCCAAAUACAUUGUUAAAUGUGGGAGCAAGAAUUGAUUCGGCUGUUCACAAAAUCGUUACGGCUGAUUUUAAUGAUGGUUGUAUCCAAGAUGUUCGAUAUAAUGGUCAACUAUUAGAUUUACUCAAUGGUUCGAGUUCAUCGGAUAUGAAAUGGACAUUUCAAUCAAAUAUCAAAGAAGGAUGCGAUAAUUUAGAUAAUUGGUGUCGUGGUGUUCAAUGUUUACAACCGGCAUUUUGUGUGAAUACGUGGCGUCAUGGUAUUUGCUCAUGUCCACCAAAUCUGAAAUAUUUUCAAUCGAAUGAUACAUGUGUGAAAUAUGACUGGUGUCAGGAUGCAACAAAUCCAUGUCAUAUCCCUGGUAUGGACGAUGAAAUUCGCGAUAAUAUAAUUAAUUACGAUGAAGAAGGUUGCCCGGAUGAAGAUCCAGUGACGUACGAUAUAUCAACGCUAAAAAAGCCCAUUUAUGAGAAUAAUACAGCAAAUGGUCGUCUCGGUGGAUCCAGUCGAAAUGAUUCGGAAACACGUAGUGGAAGAAUGAAUUCUGAAUCAGAAGUGAAACCAUUAUUGUCAAAAACUGUUACGGAUAGUGGUGCUAUCGAUCCACUUUCUGUGUCGAGGAAAAUCACUCGUAAAGACAUACCGCCAGUAAUAAAACCAUUAUCACAAAAAGAUACAAUAAAUGGUGGUGAUGGCAUUCAAAGGACUAUAAACGUGGGCGAUUUUAUUAAAAAUCGCAUUAAAGACAUUGACGAUGAUCCAUCACAGCCACCCUAUGAUUCACUACAAGAGUAUGCUUUCGAAGGCACAGAAGAAGAUAAAUGUUUUUCAUUAUCUACGCUGAGUCUAACAUUAAAAGAUAAUCUAGAUAGUGAACAUGAUAUGGAAUUUGAUUAUCUGGACGGGUGGGGACCAAAAUUUCACAAACUAGCCAAUUUGUACAUAUUAAAAAAUGAUAUCAUGCCUGAUGUACGUCAAUCAACGCGUUUGAAAAAACCAGUGCUAACACCAACAACUACUGAUCAAAAUGGCGGCGAUAAUGGUGAAAUUCAAGAGCCAAAAAAAUCAUUAUCAAAAUUACCAAAACGAAAACGAUCGGAAAAAGUCGACGAUAGUCCUCAGGAAAAAAAGAAAACAUCACCUUAUUUCUCAAAAUCGCCAAUAAAAAUUGAAAGUAUCAGAAAAUCAUCAUUGAAAAUUGAACGUUUAUCAUCAACGGAUAGUGAAAUGAAGAUCGAAGAGAAGAAGAAUAAAAAAAAAAACACUCUUAGAAAAGAACCAAAGUCAAAAGCAACACUAACAACUGAAGCAAAUCAGAAGUCAAAAGUGGUUAAAAAAGGUCCAACAAAAAAACCAGCUACCGUAACAACAGUAGAAGUGAUAGAUGACAAUGAUUCAAGUAUGGAUACAGAAAAUCGAACGGCUAUUUCGAAUGAAAGCAAUUCAACGAAAGGUCAAGCAACUUUUUCUGAUUCUGAUUCUGAUUCUGAUGGUGGUUGGGAAGAUGUUAAAAGUCAUCCAGUUCCAGCUGAAUUAUUAUUGGCCAAUGGUUUGAAUCCUAAUGAUGGUAGUCAUUUAUUGUCAGAUAAACAUAAAAAUGGUAUAGAAAUUGAGUUAAAUGAAGAUGAAAUAUCCAAUGGAAAAAAGAAGAAAGAAAUGACAAUGGAACAAUAUUUACAACGUCAUUUAAAUCGUGUAGCAAAAGCAAGAAUUCUUCGUUUUCAUAAGUUACAUCUUGUAUUUCUAUUGGCACAUGGUUUUUAUAUAAAAAAAUUAUUAAAUUUACAAAUAUUAAAAGCAUUGUUUUAUUCAAUGUUAGAUGAUGAACAUGUUCGAAAAUUAUCGUACUCACCAAAAAAAACAAAUCCAAAUGAUUUACAUCGUCUAUUAAAGUAUUUCAAUGAACUAUUUACUGUUGACCAAGAAAUACGAGAUGAAAAUAUAACAUUACAUCGUAAAUCUUUAUUUACACAAAUAAUAUCAUCUUUAAAAGAAAAAUCUACCCCGUCCUCGUCAAUUCGUACAUUUUUGUUUAUUAUUUACGCACGAUUACUGAAUUAUGAUGUUCGUCUGGCAUUUACAGCUGAUGUUUAUCGAUUGAAACCAGAUAAACAACAAAAGUUAAAUAUUCCACAUGGAAGUCUAGUAAAGAAUAUCAAAAAACAACAACAACAAAAUUUUGAUGUUGAUAUUGAAGAUGUAACACCCAAAAAAGAACGCUCAUUAUCAACCAAAUUAACAAAUAGUGUUAGUAGUAACAAAACCACACGCGGUGGACGUCGUUCAUGUAUCAAAAAAACAACAUACGCUGAAGAACGUGAUCAAGAUUCAGAUAUUCAAAGUGUUGUUUCACUUGUAUCUACAGAUGUUCCAAGUGAAAGACUGACAGAAAGUGAAGAUGAAGAAGCUAAUGAUUUCAUUAAACGAAAGCCAAUAAAUAGUAAAUCCAAAUUAACCAUGAAGAAAAAGUUAUCAACAUCAUGUACUACUGAUACAAGUCGUUUACAUUCAGCUGAUCAUUCACAUGAUUUAAAACGUGUUCGAUCGACUUUAACCAUAGAAAAAAAUAAUCAGGCCAUAUCACCCGAUCGUUCUUCGAAAGCAACAAAAGCAGCAUCAAGAGAAAAUAAACGAUCGUUGUAUUAUUGGUGUGAAGUCUAUUUAGAAACAAAUAUUGAAUAUGGUUAUGUAACAGUUGAUUUGAAUACAAAUCAAAUUAAUUUAAGUGAACAACUAGAAAAAGAAGUUGAUUUUCCUAUUAUUUAUGCAUUUUCAUUUGAUAUGAAUCAUUUUUAUUUCAAAGAAGUAACACAACGAUAUUCAGAUUCCUGGAUAGAUAAGUAUCGAAAACAACAUAUUCAACAUAAGUCUAUUGAUCCAAAAUGGUGGGCAAAACUAGGCAAACGAUUUGCACCAAAAGAUAAAAAAAAAGGAAAAAUGGCAAAGAUGGAAGAUCAAAGUAUUGAGAAUCAGUUGCUCCGUAAACCAAUCCCAGCAUCAAAGGCUAGUCUCAAAGGUCAUCCAUUGUAUAUUUUACAAAGUCAUUUAUUAAAAUUUGAAUCUGUUUAUCCAAAUGAAACACCACCAGUCGGUUAUCUGGGUAAAGAUAGAGAACCGAUUUAUCCACGAGAUAAAGUUGUGACAUUAUGUUCAAAACAAACGUGGUUAAAAGAAGCAAGAAUGGUAAUGGAUAAUGAAGAACCAUAUAAAAUUGUUCUAGGACGUAUUACAAAUAGUGCCAAAAAAGCCGGUAGAACGGAACGUCCAGAGUUACAAUUAUUUGGUUUGUGGCAAACAACAACAUUUAUUCCCCCAGUAGCACAUGAUGGUAUUGUUCCAAAAAAUGAAUAUGGUAAUGUUGAUUUGUUUAAACCUGAAAUGAUACCGACCGGUUGUGUACAUAUUGAUUUACCCAAUAUAAAACGUAUUUGUGGAAAGUUAGGAAUUGAUUAUGGUGAAGCAAUAACAGGUUUUGAUGCACAUCAUGGCAUGUCAAUACCAAGAAAAGAAGGUGUAGUGAUCUGUCGUGAAUUUGAACAUAGAGUACAUGAAGCUCUAGAAGAAUAUGAACAAAAACAAAUUGAAAAAGAAAUAAAGAAAAGAGAUGAACGAAUUUAUAGUAAUUGGAAAAAAUUAAUUAAAGCAGCUAUUAUUCGUGAACAAUUAAAACAUAAAUAUGCGACAACAACAGCACCAGCACACGGUGGAGAAUUAGCCACGGAUGCAAAAUAUCAAUGGCCAAAAGUACCAUCUCAAGAGGAAGAUGAAGAGAAUGAGUUGUGA
Messenger RNA from Didymodactylos carnosus, 12543 nucleotides. The record is from the annotation of a GenBank genome assembly. NCBI's taxonomy places the organism in Eukaryota, Metazoa, Rotifera, Eurotatoria, Philodinida, Philodinidae.